Messenger RNA from Geodia barretti, 321 nucleotides. The record is from the annotation of a GenBank genome assembly. Lineage: Eukaryota; Metazoa; Porifera; Demospongiae; Tetractinellida; Geodiidae.
AUGUACGUAAUCAUCGCGCCUAUUCAGAUCAAGGAAGGCUACAAGGACCGGUUCAUCGAGGAGAUGAUCGGCGACGCCAGGGGAUCGGUGAACGAGAGCCCGGAUGCCUUCGCUUCGACGUCAUUCAGGACGCCGAGGACCCGAACCGAAUCUGGCUGUACGAAGUCUACAAGGACGAAGAUGCCUUCCACGCCCACACGCAGGCGCCCCACUUCAUCAAGUGGCGGGACUGCCUCGGCAGAUUGGCGUGAAGAUUCCGGGCUUCAGGGCGCAGGGCGAGGCGCGACCAACAUCUGGCCCCCAGACGACGAGUGGAAAUGA